Molecule: messenger RNA, 1527 nt
Organism: Ceratina calcarata
Lineage: Eukaryota; Metazoa; Arthropoda; Insecta; Hymenoptera; Apidae
Gene: Arp10
Product: Actin-related protein 10
Exons: 5
Coding region: 269-1402 (377 amino acids)
Source: RefSeq, a predicted model, not a curated record
AACAAAUGCACAGACACAUAUAAGAUCCAAAGUAACACAAAACAAAAAUGUUUUUAUAUCAUGGUUUGAUGGAGCGAUUUUCGUUUAACUUAUUGCAUACAUACCUUACGUAUACAUCCCGUCUGUGAAAACUUCUAUUGAUUCUAACCUCUGUUACGGCUGUUACGGUGGAGGUGGGAAUCCACAAGUCCGUGUGGAAAUCAAUUAAAUCCAGCCAAGACGAACAACAGACCAUUGGACUUGACACAUUUAUGUAUCACUGGUCAAAAUGCUUCGCAGCUACGAAGGUGUCCGAUUUCUUCCGGGCAAACAAAUGGUUAUAUUGGACAUCGGCAGUGCAUACACGAAAUUUGGUUGGGCUGGUGAGCCUACUCCGCGCGGUAUAAUAAGGACGGAAAUUAAAUGUCCAGAGACUAAAGUACUUCGGAGAAUCUACGAUUACAAAGACACGAGCGAUUUGUAUCAGUUACUCGUCGAGUUCCUUCACGCCCUAUUCCUCAGACACGUCGUGAUAAGUCCAAAGGAUUCUCGGAUACUCGUUUUAGAAUCUCUGUUAGCUCCGAUAGAAUUCAAGGAAACGUUGGUGAGAGUAUUGUUUAGACACUUUGAGAUUGGAUCCUUAUUGCUGCUAUCUACACACUUGGCACCUAUCAGUACCUUGGGUGUAAGUUCAGCUUUAGUACUGGACGUUGGAUACAAGGAAGCGACCCUGAUUCCAAUAUUUGAAGGCGCACAGAUUCUGAAAGCAUGGCAGGUUCUCCCAUUGGGUGGCCAAGUCGUACACGAGUAUUUAAUGAAGUCUCUGAAGGAACUGAAUCCUAACGUAGAUAUCACAGAGAAACUUGUGGAGGAGAUAAAAGUACGAACAUGCUUUGUCACUUCACUUGAAAGAUCUGUGAAACUGGACACGGCACAAGCCCCUGAUCCUCCUCCAGCAGUUAAAUAUCCUGGAGUUAAGAGUAUCAACGUACCUGGGGAAGUCAGGGAGAAAGCGUUCGAAAUGUUAUGGGAGAGAGAUAACGAUAAUCUCAGUAUACCUACAAUGAUUCUAGAUGCUAUUAUAAAGUGCCCAAUAGAUACCAGACAAGUUUUAGCAGAAAAUAUACUCUUAAUUGGUGGCACAACGAUGACAAAAGGCUUUGCGAGUCGUCUUAAAUCCGAGCUCUUAACUCUCGUUAAAAGCAAUUAUUAUGCGGAUAAGUUAAAGAUUCAUACAUUCAAGUUUCAUACUGCUCCGAGCAAACCGAAUUAUACAGCGUGGCUAGGCGGUGCUAUAUUCGGGAGUGUAGAUUUACCAUUAAGGUGUCUGACGAAGGAGAAUUAUCUGAAAAUGGACAGAGUUCCAGAUUGGGUAAAUUUGAUAGACAAUCAAAGAGACAGUUCGCCAGUUUACGAAGCCUGAGACGUCGCCUAAUUCAAAGAUACUUGUGUCCUUCUUUGCUACAGAAGUAGCGUAUCCUAAUUGUUAAAUUUACAUUUGUACAUAUAUGGUAUUUAUUUGAUAUUUAUUAUUUUUCGUAUUAACGU